CACUGGAUAAAUCAAAAAUCAUACCACAGACCUGAUUCUCUUGUUGUAUGAUCCAGUAUACUACUAGGAUACUAAGGAUACUAGUAUCUCAGCUGAGUCAACAUGGCAUCCAAGGAGAAUGUAGUGAUAAUAGGUGGUGGCCUGUCUGGAUUGGCUGCUGCUAGUAAACUGGUCAGAGAGGGGAAGGAGCUGUUCACUGUGUCCUUACUGGAGGCUAAUGAUAGACUAGGAGGAAGAAUACAGUCUAUAGUUCUACCAGACGGGACAAUAGUACCAGCGGGAGCCACUUACUUCCAUGGGACUGAAGGUAACUCAGUUUAUGAGUACUACACCAGUCAAGUAAGGACUGGAGGGAUGGAUCUUAUCAAUGAAGAAGAUAUGGAGGGACUUUAUGUAUCCAGCAACGGGCAGCAGCUUCCCCCGGGUCUAGUGGAGGAAGUUGAAACAUGUUACGAGAAGUGUGUUGAUAAGGAGGCCCUCCUCUCCUGGUCGCUGAGUAACGGAAGGAACAGGAGCAUGAGGGAAUACCUAGAGGACCGACUCUAUCCAAUGAUAGAGGGAGUGGUUAGGGAGGCUAGUGCUGAUGCUGAUCCUUAUAGAAUACUGGAGUGUUUCCUGUCAGCUGAAGGAAUCAGUGAAGGCUCUAAGUAUGUACGUGACAUCAGUAUCGAGUCUUACAUUAACUGGGAGUGGUUGGAAGGAGGGAAGAGUGUCUUUACUGACAGUAAUCCGUUUCAAUCGGUCGUCAAGUCACUAGAGAAAUCACUGCCAAAUGAUGCAGUACAUCUCAACUGUAAAGUGGAACGCAUCAGCUGGAACAAUAAAGACAUUAUCGUAUCUUGUACUAAUGGAAGGAGUUUCACUGCAAAGCAUGUCAUCAUUACAGUUUCCCUUGGAGUUCUAAAGGAGCUAGUUCAUGACUCAUUCUUUGACCCACCAUUGCCGCUCGACAAGGUAAAGGCUGUCAAUUGUCUUGGAUAUGGUCUUGUUAAUAAAAUAAUUCUUCAAUUCGAGAGUCCUCUGUUUGAAGACAAGUACUUCAUUCUACGUUUAUGUUGGUCUGAAAGAGACAAGGAGAGAGAUGUAGUUAAAUUGAAUCCGUGGUUGGCUGGACUCCAUCAAAUAGAACAUUAUCCAACUCCAUCAUCACACGUGUAUGUGGGUUGGGUUUCAGAUGAAGAUGCAUUAGCAGUUGAGAAAUUACCGAGUGGAGCUUUAAAGAAUACUCUGAUCUUAGUUCUCAAGUUGUUCCUUGGGAACUCCAUUCCCAGUCUAUUGAAUGUUGUAUCCACCAGUUGGUCCAAUGAAUACACUUGUGGCAGUUAUUCUUAUACUCCAGUAUCAUGCCCAGCCUCUCUAAGAGAAGAGUUGUCUUCUCCAGCUGACCCCAAUCUCAAGUUAUUGUUUGCUGGAGAAGCAACUUGUACCAGGCAAUAUUCGUGUGCUCACCCUGCUUACGAUACUGGCUUAAGAGAAGCUGAGAGAUUAUUAAAACAUUAUAAUAAUAACUGUAACAAGUUUUAAUUUUUAGUUUUAAUUUUUA
Amphimedon queenslandica is the source of this 1543-nucleotide messenger RNA. RefSeq names its product spermine oxidase-like. Gene Ontology annotation, molecular function: polyamine oxidase activity. The record is from RefSeq and is a predicted model, not a curated record. The transcript has a single exon. NCBI's taxonomy places the organism in Eukaryota, Metazoa, Porifera, Demospongiae, Haplosclerida, Niphatidae. The coding region runs from base 103 to 1524 and encodes 473 amino acids.